Molecule: messenger RNA, 1909 nt
Organism: Populus nigra (black poplar)
Lineage: Eukaryota; Viridiplantae; Streptophyta; Magnoliopsida; Malpighiales; Salicaceae
Exons: 4
Coding region: 611-1705 (364 amino acids)
Source: RefSeq, a predicted model, not a curated record
AUCCACAUUGGACCCCAAUGCCGUGCACUUUCGAUUAUAAUAAUGGUGGGUUCUUCAAAACAAACUGCCAAGUAACUUUUCACCGUAGUUCCUUCUUGCAGGUUCUCUCUCUCACAGACACCAAAGUUACUGGGUUGUUUCUCAUGUUCUUGUUAUGUCUAAAUCUGAAGUUUGUUGAUGUUUUUUUUCACGCUCACAAGCAUGAAGUAAUGGAAAUGUUUACUCUCACAAGUUUAUAAGAAGUAGGAAGAGACUCAAUUAUUUUCGCUAAUUUCUUUUAGUGGUUUGAUCUUUGCAGUGCUUGCUUGCUUUAUUUUCUGCUAAAAAACCAAGAAAAUAUGAUUCCAAGUUGAGUAUGAACAUUUCUUAAUUACCUUUUGAUGCGGGAUAUAUUUCUCAUGAAUCUAUGAAGAGUCUUUCAUGAUCACUGCUAGUGUUGUUUUAGACCUGCUUUUCUCUGUGUUUAAUUCGGUGUUUGUAAAUGUUGAUAGCCUGUUGAGUGAAACGGAAUUUUGGUGGAUUUGGGAUAAUGUAAAACCAAGAUUUUGGCCACGUUAGAGAGUAAUCUGUAAAAGUGAACUUAAUCUGGGUGUUGUCAGUAUCGAGUAAGAUGAUAAUUUUCUCCAAUUUUAUAGCACAAAUUGUGAAAAAAUUCUCGUUUCUCCUAGGGAUGAUCAAGGAGAUUACAGUGGUCUUGUGUCUGGGGUUGGCUGUAUGGGCAUAUCAGACCACCCACCCUCCACCUCCGAAGCUCUGUGGUGCCCCAGGUGGUCCUCCCGUUACAGCACCUAGAAUAAAGCUGAGAGAUGGGAGGCAUCUGUCCUACAAGGAGCAUGGUUUUCCUAGAGAAAAGGCCAAAGCUAAGAUCAUACUUGUUCACGGCUUUGCCAGUACGAAACAUGACAUAAUGAGUAUGACACACCUUGUUCCGCAUGUUGUUGAGGAGCUUGGGUUGUACUUUGUGUCCUUUGACCGGCCGGGUUAUGGAGAAAGUGAUCCAGAUCCAAAGCGAACUCCGAAAAGUAUAGCUUUAGAUAUAGAGGAGCUUGCUGAUCACUUAGGACUAGGAUCCAAGUUUUAUGUGAUGGGGUACUCCAUGGGAGGCCAAGUGGUUUGGGGCUGCCUCAAGUACAUACCUCAUAGGCUCGCAGGAGCAACACUAAUUGCUCCUGUCGUCAACUAUUGGUGGCCUUGCUUUCCUGCCAACUUAUCGACAGAAGCCUACCACCGGCAGAUACCACAGGAACAAUGGAUGUUAAGCGUUGCUCACCAUGCUCCGUGGCUCACCUACUGGUGGAACACUCAGAAAUUGUUUCCUGCAUCGGCUAUUAUCGCCAGGAAGCCUGAGAUUUUCUCCCGCCAGGAUUUAGAACUCGCACCUAUGGUUGCAGAGAACAGCAAGGACAGUCCACCAGCAACGCCGCAAGGAGAAUUUGAGUCCUUACAUCGAGACUAUAAUGUUGGAUUGGGGAAGUGGGAAUUUGAUCCCAUGGAGCUUGAAAAUCCUUUUCCUAACAAUGAAGGCUCAAUUCAUCUAUGGCAGGGUGAUGAAGAUGCAGUGGUGCCAGUGAGCUUGCAGCGAUAUAUAGCCCAAGGAAUUCCAUGGAUUAACUACCAUGAAUUGCCUGGUGCUGGACAUCUAUUCCUCGUUAUCCCACAGAACUUCGAACAAAUUGUAAAAGCUCCUUUUCCGGGAAAAGAGUAAAUCCUAUUUGUUGUUGGGCUUAGGUGUGGACAGUGUAUCCUUGAUGCUGUUCUUAAUUGCAAACAUCUCUUGUCUUUGUGCUGUACAAGCUAUGUUAGCAAGACAUAAAUAAAUUUGUAAAAUUAGGCAUCCAAAUUGGACCCAAAUGCCGUGCACUUUCGUCUAGGAUUGUUAAAUAAAUAAAUAAUUCGUGCGCUUUUAUAA